Pseudomyrmex gracilis is the source of this 2476-nucleotide messenger RNA. Its product is annotated as octopamine receptor beta-2R-like. Gene Ontology annotation, biological process: adenylate cyclase-activating adrenergic receptor signaling pathway. Gene Ontology annotation, molecular function: octopamine receptor activity. Bases 1144 to 2385 code for a protein of 413 amino acids. The record is from RefSeq and is a predicted model, not a curated record. Gene Ontology annotation, cellular component: membrane. NCBI's taxonomy places the organism in Eukaryota, Metazoa, Arthropoda, Insecta, Hymenoptera, Formicidae. The transcript is spliced from 4 exons.
AAGGGCAGGAAAAACGAGAGGAAAAAGAAAGAGAGGGAGAGAAGGCAGAAAGGAGGGAGAGAGGAACGAAUGUUUCCGCGCGCUCGCGAAAUCGACUUUGGGAGUCGAAGCUUCGGGUUCGGAGCUUGCGCCGGCUUGUGCCGGGCAACGCAGCGGAUCUUUCCAAUUUCUCACGUCGCCGCUCGUGAUGAAUCCCAACGGGUCCAGGCGUUUACGCGCGGACAAACGUGCGAGGUGAACGAAAUCGCGGCACAAAUGUGUACCCAUGUGGGAUCCGGGAUCGUUGCUAUAAAAAAAGGAAGAAGAACGUUAGGAAGUUAGAAUGCGCGAUUGGCGACCGCUGCUUCGUUUGCCUCGGAUGUGGACACGAGUGCUUUCGAUCACAUCAAUUUCCAUUUGCCUGAUCAAAGACGACUAAAGACGGAAUCAUCGGAUUCGAGUGAUCCUCCAGGGAUUAUCCAGGGACACUUGAAGCAAUGCGAGAAUCGACAGCGUUCUCGAAAAUCGAAGUAUCCGGGGAUGUUGUGUUCGAGGGUUGCGAGAUCCAGGACUGGACCAUUACUCGUUUUCACAUGAGUGAAAAAGUGUACGGUAUUGAUAUGCGAUUCGGUGAGCGACGUGUCGCGAUAACACCGUGAUUCAGUGAUAACGUUUACGGUACACGUGCGCGAGUGACGAGAAAUACGAGUGCAAGCUUUGAGAGCGUGAUGGCUCUUCGCACUUGACAGCAGCAAUCGUGCUGGAAAUUGCGAGGGACUAUAGCGAUACAAAGGAUCGCGUGUGGAGAACCGAGCUACGUAUCCGCACGCUCAACGACAUCGUAGCGUCGUCGUCGCAUUGAGUCGAAAAUCCGAAGCUUCUCUAGGACACGUUUUCUUCUCGAUCCGGCUUCGUAAAUCUUGUAACGGCGAUUAAGCCAGCGACAGUGUGUCGUCCGAGAAGGACAGACACGUAAGAAGGUUCUUACUUCUGAAUCAAAGAUGAACGUUUUCCUGGUGCGUCGGCUAAUCGGGACUUCUGUCACUUAAAGUUACCUUUCCAACUCUCUCAUUUUUUUUUUUUUUUUUGUACGGACACAAGCAAAGGAAGCAACGAGGCUAUCGACCUUCGUUCACGGCGUUAGCCGCCGUCGAACGAAAGAAUAUGACCACAAAGAGCACGUUCGAUCCGACGGAGAUCUCCUCGUUCGACGUGACGUCGUUGCUGGACGUCACCUCGACCGAGGAGAAUGCUUACGCGAACAACAGCACCGAGGUGAAGAUGAACUGGGACAUGCCGGACAUGCCGUCGACCAUCGCCAAAGUCUGCGUUCUGGGCUCGAUUAUCGCCACAGCCGUGUUCGGUAAUCUUCUGGUAAUGGUAUCGGUGAUACGACACAGAAAGCUGCGGAUUAUCACCAACUACUUUGUUGUCUCGCUCGCGCUCGCUGACAUGCUGGUGGCGAUGUUUGCGAUGACGUUCAACGCGAGCGUGCAGGUGACUGGCCGCUGGCUGUUUGGCUACUUUAUGUGCGACGUCUGGAACUCGCUGGACGUAUAUUUCAGCACCAGUUCGAUAUUGCAUCUGAUGUGCAUCUCCGUGGAUCGUUAUUACGCGAUAGUGAAGCCGCUCAAGUAUCCGAGCAACAUGACGAAGCGAGUUGUCGCGUACAUGCUUCUCGCUUGUUGGGUGUCGCCGGCGAUCAUCUCUUUCGUGCCGAUCUUCUGCGGCUGGUACACCACGGAGGAGAACAGCGUGCACCGACACAAACACCCGGAGCUCUGCGAGUUCAAAGUCAACAGAAUCUACGCCGUGCUGUCGUCGAGCAUAUCCUUCUGGAUACCGUGCUCCAUCAUGGCGGUCAUGUACUUCGCGAUAUUUAAAGAGGCGAACAAGCAGGAGAAGCAGAUGCUCAGCAGAAUGGGUAACGCGAUGCUUCUAAGCCACAGACCGAGCAAGGAUCUCAAUAAUUUGAACGGCGAAUUAAACAGCGGCGGCUCCUCAAAGACGCUGACUUUAAACGAGAUCAACACCGAACAUCUGCACACGCCCACGAAGGACAAAAACAUGAUGAAGAUGAAGAGGGAGCACAAAGCGGCGAGAACGCUGAGUAUUAUCAUGGGAACCUUCAUUCUCUGUUGGCUGCCAUUUUUCCUUUGGUACGUCAUUACGGCGGCGUGCGGCAAGUCCUGUCCGUGCCCCGACAUCGUAAUCGCGAUCCUCUUCUGGAUCGGAUAUACGAAUUCAGCGUUGAAUCCAUUAAUCUAUGCGUAUUUUAAUCGCGACUUUCGAGAGGCGUUUAAAAAUACGCUGCAGUGCGCUUUCUGUUCGCUCUGCAGACGGGAGCCGUCGGAUCUCGAAGCGCUGGACUUCCGUCGGCCAUCCCUAAGGUACGAUCUGGUCUAACACGUUAAGAUACGACGACCGUACUAAGACCAUGUACUCGGAGACGUACAUGAAGCACAUCGACCGACGAAGAUCGAGUGAGUUCGGGAGC